CAUUUUGGUGGCCGAGUGAAGUCGUUCAUCCAUCCAACGAUUAGUAUAGGGAAAAUAGUUUUCAAAUCCACACUUUCUAUGGGUGAAGCAUUGAGCACAAAAUUUGAUAAAGACAAGAAGAUUCCCGUUCAGAUCACGAAUGCGGCUUAUAUUCUUCGCAACGUCAUUUUUAAGCAAUCCAAAAAAGCAUUUUCUACCAAAAUAACUGUAAAUGAUGUGAUGGAAGGAGAAGUUCAAGUUCCACCACUUCUAAAAGAGUUUUUUGAGUGCCUUGUUGCUGGUCACAUCAACCCAGCCAAAAUUCGAGAAGGAAAACAGAUAAGAAUAAAAUCUUUGUGUGAAGAUUCAAUUUUCUCUGUCACCAAUGGAAGGUGUAGACCUUCGAAACAUGUUGUUCUUUCAUUGGUCAUGAAAUCUGUAACAGGGAGCCGGAAAGUGAUUGAAGUCUUCAACAAACUGGGACACGGAGUCGCCUUUGACAACUACGAUCGAUUCGUCGAAACCCUUACUGGGAAAGACACACUUCACGAUACCGUAGGUAUCGUGUAUCAAGAUGUCUCUGAAUGUAUCCAGGAAAAUCCGGACGAAGAUGAAGUCAAUCCGGAGGACAAUAAAGACAACCAAGCAACAUCAUUUGACGGAAGACGACCGUCAUCUCGUCGUCGAAGGGCUUUUUGCUACUUGCCGCAACUGAACAUUUCUCCAACUUCUAAUUCGGCAAUGCUUGAAACACUGAAAAUGAGCAAACGGCUCGCGAAAGAGUGUAACCAAAAAUAUUUUUCGGUUACUUAUGACCUUGCCAUUUCUAAAAUGGCACUCACAAUUCAAGCUGAAGAGAAGCCCGAGUACGACUGUUUAUUUAUUCAUCCAGGAUCUUUUCACAUCGAACUCUUCCUUUUUAAAGCAAUUUAA
Messenger RNA from Daphnia magna, 912 nucleotides. RefSeq lists its product as uncharacterized. The annotation marks the transcript as partial. Lineage: Eukaryota; Metazoa; Arthropoda; Branchiopoda; Diplostraca; Daphniidae. The record is from RefSeq and is a predicted model, not a curated record. The transcript has 4 exons.